UCUCUUUUGGUGUGGGAUUGACUCUGCUCCUCACUCUGUUUGAAGUGUAACCGUGAUGCGUGUGUUCAUUUUUUUCUCCAGUAAAUUGGCUACUGGUUUUGCUUUCGCUAAAACAUGCGUCAAUGUCGCUACAUUUCUACGGAUUAAUGCAUACGCAAAAUAUUGAUACGUUCAACACAACGUGAAUAUGGAUUUUAUCUUUGUUUCAAUACUUUUUAUAUUUAUCGACGCGAUUUACGCAGUGUCCCGCUAUGGAAAUCUCCAACCAUACAUGCCCAACGUGUGUGCAGAGCGGGAAGUGAUGCUCGUUGCCCAAAGGCAGCCCUGUGUGCAGGCCUUCACACGCAUGGUCAAGGUCUGGAAGCAAGGCUGCCUAGGACAGAACUGGUGCAUGGGAUACGAGAGAAGGACAGCGUAUUACACAGCAUACAGACAAGUCUACAGACAAGACUACCGGGCGGUUUACAAGUGCUGUCCUGGAUGGUCUCAACUCAACGGAGAGGCUGGCUGCUUGUAUCCGGUGUGCAGCUACGGCGUGUGCUUCAACGGGGGCCAGUGUCGACAAGGAUCCCGCUCCAGCUCCCAGCUCUGUGAUUGUCCUGCUGGCUUCAAUGGGCCCAGUUGCCAGUAUGAUGUAAAUGAGUGUGAGGAGACUAACGGCGGUUGUGAGGCUCUGUGCUGCAACACCAUCGGCAGCUUCUACUGCAAGUGUCCUUCUGGUGAGCAGGUGAAGGACGACGGCAGGACCUGCCAAGAUAUUGAUGAGUGCCAGGUCCACAACGGGGGCUGCCAGCACGGUUGUGUGAACUCCAGGGGCUCCUAUCACUGUGAAUGUAACCCAGGCUCUCGACUCCAUGUGGAUGGACGCACCUGCAUCGCUGUCCAGUCAUGUGGAAUCAGUAAUGGAGGAUGUGAGCAUUUCUGUGUACAGCAGUCCCCUGCUGCCUUCCGCUGCCGCUGUAGAGACCAAUAUGUGCUGGCUGAAGAUGGCAAGCACUGCAAAUUGGAGAAUCCAUGUCUAGAUAAGAAUGGUGGCUGCCAGCAUGACUGUCUUGUUGAUCGUGGAAAGGCCCACUGUGAAUGUAGAAAUGGGUACAAGCUGGCAGAGGACAGGAAGACCUGUGAGGAUAUUGAUGAGUGUGAGUCGGAGCAGACGGGCUGUGCUCAUGGCUGCCACAACAUCCCGGGCUCCUUUGCCUGUGUGUGUGACACUGCCUACGAGCUGGGAGCAGACGGACGCCAGUGCUACCGAAUUGAGAUGGAGAUCGUCAACAGCUGUGAGAGCAACAACGGAGGCUGCUCCCAUCACUGCCAGCACUCCACCGGCGGCCCUGUCUGUAGCUGUAACCAGGGUUACCGACUGGAGGAGGACCUCAAGACCUGUGUUGACCUGGACGAGUGUGGAGAGGGAAGCUCCUGCUGCGAGCAGGACUGUACCAACUACCCUGGGGGCUAUGAGUGCUACUGCACAGCGGGGUACCGCCUCAACUCAGUCGGAUGUAGCUGUGAUGAUGUGGAUGAAUGUCUGGCAGCUAACGGUGGCUGUGAUCACAUGUGCCAGAACACCGCCGGCUCCUUCCAGUGUUUCUGCCGCCGAGGCUUUCGUCUGGACGAGGACCGACACUCCUGUGAACCGCUGGAGAAUACAGUUGAGGCCCUGUAUAGUGGGGGCCAGGAUGCCGUGGGGCCCCUGCCUCAGCCUCAGCUCACCCUGCUGCAGGACUACAACCAGCCCCUGGAGCGCUAUGAUGACUAUGAGGAUGACGACACUGGAGAGCUGCUGGCUGAGAGCAUGUUGGCAGAGAAAUUUGUGUGUCUGAACAACACGUUUGGCCAUGACUGCAGUCUGACCUGUGAAGACUGUUCUAACGGAGGGCUGUGUGGCCCAGGGAGAGAUGGAUGUCACUGUCCCGAUGGAUGGACAGGCCUCAUUUGCAACCAGACUUGUCCUGAAGGAUCCUUUGGCAAGAACUGCUCAUUUCCCUGUAAGUGUAUGAACGGAGCCACCUGUGAUCCUGUUAAUGGGAACUGUCGCUGCCCACCUGGCGUCAGUGGAGACAUGUGCCAGGAUGGCUGUCCUAAGGGCUUCUAUGGGAAACAGUGCAAUAAGAAGUGUAACUGUGCCUGUAACGGGCGCUGCCACCGCACCUACGGAGCCUGUCUGUGUGACCCUGGACUCUACGGGAGGUUCUGCCAUCUACCAUGUCCCAAGUGGGCCUUUGGACCGGGCUGUUCAGAGGAGUGUCAUUGUGUCCAACAGAACACUCUAGAGUGUCACCGUCGCCAUGGCACCUGUGUCUGCAAGCCCGGUUGGCAAGGCAAUGCAUGCAGGGAAGAGUGUGACCCAGGCACGUUUGGCCCAGGCUGUGAGAACAAGUGUGAGUGCCCGUUUGGACUGUCUUGUGAUCAUGUGACUGGGAAGUGCCAACGUCUGUGCCCGGCUGGUCUCCGUGGAGACACCUGUGAUCAAGCCUGUCCAGAGGGGAGGUUUGGGCCAGGCUGCCCUCAGGCCUGUGACUGCUCAGGGGCUCCAUGUGACAGAGUGAGUGGCCAGUGUCAGUGUCCUGCUGGAACAUCAGGAAAACGCUGUGAGAAUUUGUGUGUGGAGGGAUCCUGGGGCACGGGCUGCCAUGAGGCCUGUCCAGUCUGUGAGAAUGGAGGAGUGUGUGACAAACACAACGGAACCUGUUCCUGUCCUCCUGGGUACAUGGGCAGGCUCUGUCAGAACUCAUGUCCGGCAGGACGGUUUGGUGUUGGAUGCCAGCUGCGCUGCGUGUGUGAAAACAGUGGGAGCUGCCACCCUGUCACGGGCCGUUGUACUUGUAACCCUGGCUGGGCAGGACAUAACUGCAGGAAAGCCUGUGACUCUGGGCGCUGGGGAGUGGACUGUGCUGAGAAAUGUGACUGUAAGAAUGGGGAUGGGAGCUGUGACGCAGUGACAGGCCAGUGUAACUGUGAGGCCGGCUACACAGGGACACAAUGCCAUGAAGAGUGUCCAGUGGGGUCUUUCGGUCUGGGCUGUCGGCAUCACUGCCAGUGUGACAACAAGGGGUCAUGUGACCAUGUCAGUGGAGCAUGCAUCUGCCUGGUGGGCUGGACUGGAACCUUCUGUGAGAAACCCUGUCCCCAGGGCUUCUAUGGGGCAGACUGCCAGGAGAAGUGUGUCUGUCUGAAUGGAGGUCACUGCAACCAUGUCACUGGGACAUGUGUGUGUCCAGCUGGUUGGAUCGGUCCCACCUGCAAACUGACAUGCCCGGCUGGUUUCUAUGGGGAGGGCUGUAACCAAACCUGCGGUUGCCAUAAUAAUGACAACUGCCACCCGGCGAACGGGCAGUGUGUCUGUACACCUGGCUGGACAGGGCCCAGCUGCUCACAGGAAUGCCCAGUGGGCUUCUAUGGGGCGGACUGCCGUCAGCACUGCCUGUGUCAGAAUGGAGCCAAAUGUGACCGAAUCAGUGGGCAAUGUACCUGUGCCAACGGGUGGAUGGGCGCAGCCUGCGGGCUAGAGUGUGUAUCAGGGCGGUUCGGGGCCGACUGCCAGCAGCAGUGUCAGUGUGAGAAUGGGGGCCACUGCGACAGACAGACGGGCCAGUGCAACUGUGGUCCUGGCUGGGUCGGAGAGCGCUGUGAAAAAGCCUGUGGGUCAGGCCUGUUUGGAGCUGGCUGUGAGGAGAGUUGUCAGUGUGAGCAUAUAGCCCCCUGUCACCACGUUACUGGGCACUGCCUCUGUCCACCAGGUUGGAGGGGACCCCAUUGUGAUAAAGCCUGUUUACCUGGAACCUAUGGCAAGGGCUGUGUGCAACGCUGCACCUGUCCCCAGGGUACUUCCUGUCACCAUGUCUCUGGGGAGUGUGGCUGUCCCCCUGGACUCACUGGCAAUGGCUGUGAACAGACCUGUCUGUCAGGGACACAUGGACUCAACUGUAACCAGGUGUGCCAGUGUUCUGAGACCAACCAGCUCUGCCACCCAGUGACUGGGUUGUGUUACUGCGCACCAGGCUUCCAAGGUCCUAAAUGUAACCAGGAGUGUCAGGAAGGUUGGUAUGGCACCACCAGCCUGUCUAGUGUCCACGAGAGUGCCAGUCUGUCCACCUCUGGAACCUGUGAAUGCACAGCAGGGUUCAUCGGAGCACACUGCAACAUCACGUGCCCAGCUGGUCGUUAUGGGCAGGACUGUGCCCGCGUGACACUGUGUGGAGAGGGGGCACAGAAUGAUCCUGUAACUGGUAGAUGUCACUGCAGCCCUGGGCGAAGAGGAGAGGACUGUGGACAAGGCUGUGCUCCUGGUUGGUUUGGAGAGGACUGUGCUAUCCUCUGUAACUGCACUAACGGAGGACUGUGUGACUCUGUCUCUGGAAGCUGUACCUGUGGUCUGGGCUGGACUGGGGCUCACUGUGACACAGAAUGUCCUCCGGGGACAUUUGGAGGUAACUGCCAGCUGAAGUGUGACUGCUGGAACAAUGGCACCUGUGACAGGGUGACUGGAACCUGUCAGUGUGGUCCAGGAUACUACGGACAUCAGUGUGAACAUGCGUGCCCCCCUGGUCUCCAUGGCCCUCUGUGCCAACUCCAGUGUACCUGUCUGAACAAGGCGUCCUGCAACCCCUCCACUGGGUUCUGUGUCUGUCCUCCAGGGUACCAUGGCUCCCGCUGUCACAGAGAGUGUCAACAGGGCACGUUUGGUGUGAACUGUGCCAAGUCAUGUGACUGUGAGGAGGGCACGCCCUGUGACCCUGUGAGUGGCAGGUGUCUGUGCACCUCAGGCAAGACUGGACCCAGGUGUGACACUGCCUGCAAAGCAAACCGCUAUGGGCCAGACUGCACAGAGAGCUGUGUGUGUUACAACGCGGCUCACUGUGACCAUCGGAACGGCCGCUGCACAUGUCUCAACAGCUGGAUCGGACUCACCUGUCAGGAAGGUGGGCCUCCACGCCUCCCCUACAGAAGCAGGAGGGAGGAUAACGCACAUCUAGACAAUGCGUUAUAGCGCCCCCUUUUGGUCGGAGGCUCCAAUCACCAAUGAGCCUCCGACUGGAAGAGGCUGGGGCAGCACAAGCUUCGCUGAAGCCGAACUGAAUUAAAAGGUUGGAUAUUAUUAUUUCAGACAUACACACCCCAACGGGACAGGAUACUGCUGCACCCACAGGAGCUGGAUGACAGACAUGGAGAAAUGGACUCGAAGGAGAAAUGUUCUCAGUGUUUGCUCUACGGUGGAUAAUGCUUUGGUGUGUGUGUAUGCUGUGAACUGUGCAGGGCUUUCAUUGUUUGUGUUCAUGUGCAUACUGUAUGCAUGUGCAUCUCCCACUCAGGCAUGGCCUAACUCAUCAGUGAUGAGGUACGGUAUGUUGUGACCCCCUUUCUGGUAGUUAGAGGGCGGCCAGUGUUUACCAGGACUAGGAGCUCUAUUCAUUGUGUGUCGCUGAAGCGUUCAAUUUAAAGGUAAUGACCUAUUGGCCGACAUCUGCAGCGUUUCCCUUGCAUGCAGUGUCUGCUAAAGCAGGAACAUUGCCUUUAAAUUCAAAUCAAGCUGUACACACUCCCCCCUGGACAAACCACGCGGGAUAUAGAUGUGUUUGGCGACAGCUGCUGAACAUCCAACACUAACACUCAUUUUUUAUUUCAGAGAUUCACCGACUCACUAUUGUACUUGAUAUUUGUUUUGUAUACUAAGCAAUGCUAUACUAUUGUAUGUAUUUGUUUUGUAUACUAUGCAAUGCAAUGCUAUACUAUUGUACUUGAUAUUUGUUUUGUAUACUAUGCAAUACUAUUGUAUGUAUUUGUUUUGUAUACUAUGCAAUGCUAUACUAUUGUAUGUAUUUGUUUUGUAUACUAUGCAAUGCUA
This is a messenger RNA of Oncorhynchus nerka (sockeye salmon), 5842 nucleotides long. Its product is annotated as multiple epidermal growth factor-like domains protein 6. The record is from RefSeq and is a predicted model, not a curated record. Bases 188 to 4987 code for a protein of 1599 amino acids. Gene Ontology annotation, molecular function: calcium ion binding; protein binding. The transcript has 39 exons. Lineage: Eukaryota; Metazoa; Chordata; Actinopteri; Salmoniformes; Salmonidae.